CCUGGUCGCUCCGCCAUCUUUGUCGGCUGCCCCCAUUGUUCACUCAGCGGCGGGUUAAGCGGUUCACAUACUGCGCAAUAAAAACAACUUGACGGUGUUACAGGCAGCUGCCAAAGACAGUCGUGGACUUUCUCUCAGGGUUGCGACUUGUUCUCGGCCAGCAAGUUAAACAGAAUGGACGAUGACCAGCCUAAAACCCUGUAUGUGGGGAAUCUGUCCCGGGACGUGACAGAGGCCCUCAUCCUGGAGUUGUUUGGCCAGAUUGGACCCUGCAAGAGCUGUAAAAUGAUAGUAGAUACGGCAGGUCAUGACCCGUACUGCUUUGUGGAGUUCUAUGAGUAUAGACAUGCCACUGCCACAAUCGCAGCCAUGAACGGUCGGAAAAUACUGGGUAAGGAGGUCAAGGUCAACUGGGCCACGACGCCAACCAGCCAAAAGAAAGACACAAGUAGUCACUUCCACGUCUUUGUUGGAGAUUUAAGUCCUGAAAUCACCACAGAUGACAUAAAAGCAGCUUUUGCUCCAUUUGGGAAAAUAUCGGAUUGUCGAGUGGUGAAAGACAUGGCCACAGGUAAAUCUAAAGGCUAUGGCUUUGUCUCCUUCUUCAACAAAUGGGAUGCGGAGAACGCCAUCCAGCAGAUGGGAGGCCAGUGGUUGGGAGGAAGGCAGAUCAGGACCAACUGGGCCACAAGGAAGCCUGCUCCUAAAACUACCAACGAGACACCCAACACCAAGCAGCUAUCUUUUGACGAGGUGGUGAACCAGUCCAGCCCCAGCAACUGCACCGUCUACUGCGGGGGGGUCACCACAGGCCUCACAGAGCAAAUCAUGAGACAGACCUUCUCACCUUUCGGCCAAAUAAUGGAAAUCCGGGUUUUCCCCGACAAAGGCUACUCGUUUGUGAGGUUCAACUCUCAUGAAGCAGCAGCUCAUGCCAUCGUGUCCGUCAACGGUACAUCCAUAGAGGGCUACGUCGUGAAGUGUUACUGGGGCAAAGAAACGACAGACAUGGUUAGCCCCAUCCAGCAGGUACAGAUGCCACAGCAGAACACGGUGAGCUUCGCAGCGCAGCCCUACAGUCAGUGGGGUCAGUGGUACAGCAACACGGCGGCCGCCCAGCAGAUCGGGCAGUAUGUGCCCAACGGAUGGCAGGUGCCAAGCUAUGGAGUCUACGGACAGAGCUGGGAUCAGCAGGGCUACAAUCAUUUACAUGCCGGUGCCGGAUGGACAGGUGUGGGCGCCGUGAGUAACGGGGCCAUGGUGGAGCCGGGCCAGGGAGUCAACGGGGCCGUGCUCACCAACACGGCCGGCAUGAGCACCGCCGGCUACCACACCCACUGAUCACCGCUCACAGUAGGCCGCUCUAAAGCCUCUAAAGGGCCACAAGGAUGAUACUCUGCUGGGGGGGAAGGAGCGCAUUAGAUGUGCUCUCUGUCGCCACACAAACGUUAUUCUGUUAGAGAAGCUGGUACGCCAUGUUUUUUUUUUAAUUUUUAUUUUAAAACAACCUUUACCAGCCCAUAACUUCACCCACUGCCCAAAUCUGCAAGUGUAAAACAAACAACAAUCCACUCCAGAACACGUAAAUAUGUCAAAUCAGCUAUUCCUCGGCCCAUUUCUAUUGUUUGGCGUAUUUUUGUAAUGCCUGCAGAUGACUGGCCAAAUGUAAAUUAUACGACCGUGUGUGUAGAUAUUUCUAGCACAGCCACGUUUAUAAUUUAAGAGAAACACCGACUAAUUAUAGCUAAAACACCAGGUUUUUGUUUUUGUUUUCAGCCCCUCAGAGCCAAAGAGCAAGGGCGGGAUUUUAUACCAAUGUUUAACAAUCAUACAGGGAGACAGACGGCGCUCAUUAAUCCAUAGUAAGUAAUGCAAUGUAUUGAGGAAGGAGUGCCAUUUUAAUUUGUUCCUCUCGCUCUCACUUCUGGUCCGAGGCAGUUCUCAGGGUGUUUGUCGACGUCAUUCUGUGAAAUGUAGGAAAUCACUGAGCAGGCCAAGUAGGCAGGUUGAGGGGAAAAGUGGAAACGAUUAAGAUUCAGCGCUCCUUCACUUUCAUCUGCCGGAACACGGACUGAACAGACCGAAGAGACUCCUGUGUGUGUGCGUGCGUGUGUGUGUGUGUGUGUGUGUGUGAGAACUGAUGCUUUUACACACAAGAACAAUUCAUCUUCCCCUGAAACAGAAAGGACUACGCCAUCUUUUUUUUUUUUUUUUUUUUUUGCAACUGAUAAAAUUGUGUCGUUUUCUUUCUUUUUUUGUUUUGUUUUCAGCAACUUUAAAAAUGACGACAUUGUAUAAAGAGCUUUUGCCUUUUUUUUUUUUUUUUUUUGUGUUUCAUUUCGGGACUGUCUUAUAAGGAAACGUUGCAGUGACACCAUCGAGAAUCAUCCGACACGCGAGACCUUUUUUAUGUUUGUUUAUGAAACACUAAGUGGCUGUCAACUGUCAACUUUUUAUUUUUUCAAUUAGAUUUUCAAUAUCUCAAAUGAACCAAUUGCAGGGAUUACUGCCACUCUUAUCUUACUUAUAGGCAGGUGAAUAUUGCACAAAUACUUAAGGUUACCGUUUCACACAAUUUGAAAAUACUCGGUUGUUUUUAUGUUUUUGCAUUCCACAUUCUUUUGUCUGUUUUUUAUGUAUAUAACCAAACAGUCUGUUGAAUUGUACUGAAUCUGUAUAAAGACAACAUGUUAAUGAAGGUUGAUGGACUCCACAAACAGCUGUUUGACAGUAGCAUCCCUGUCGAGCGCUGGUCCGUGUACAGUAGAGGCAACAUUCGAUUCUUCCAGUGACUCUGCAUGAAAAAGCAGCAUUGCUAUGCAAUGCAAGAGCCUUUUUCAAUUGACAAGUAAUACAUCAUUAAGUUAUUCUGUCUCAAAACUAAAUAAUUGUUUUUAUAGAUCAAGAAAACAACCAUAUGAGGAUCCAAGUUUUGCACUGUGGCCACCACCAUUUUUAAUAGAGCUGGAAAACAUCCAUUGUGUUGCCUUAUCCGUGAGUUACUUUUUUUUAAAAAUUUAACCAAAAGAUCAUCCAGGAGUAGGCGGUGACUAAGAAUGUUUUCAACCUUUGUUUUGGCGAGAGAAGGUCUGUCGAUGCUUCAGUGACAUGGUUUGAGUUUUUGCUUUGUCCCCAUUAAAAUGCUGAUGCUUAAAACAGA
This is a messenger RNA of Anarrhichthys ocellatus (wolf-eel), 3160 nucleotides long. RefSeq names its product nucleolysin TIA-1-like. Gene Ontology annotation, molecular function: RNA binding. Lineage: Eukaryota; Metazoa; Chordata; Actinopteri; Perciformes; Anarhichadidae. Bases 175 to 1341 code for a protein of 388 amino acids. The transcript has 12 exons. The record is from RefSeq and is a predicted model, not a curated record.